AUGGCAGAUAACACAAGGAAUCAGACUCAGAUUCGCGACGCUGAGGAUCGUCUCAAUACGCGGAUGGAAGAGCCUUUCAUGGAGCUUGGUUCUUCUCUGCAACAAAAUCUUGCAGCAAUGUUUCAGCGACAUGAACAAUCUUGUGCCACUGGUUCUGGUAAUUCUCCUCGUCCAUAUUCUUGUCAUACUCGUUUGGCACGAUUGGAUUUCCCUCGUUUUAAUGGUGAUAAUGGUGCCUAUGUGAAAAGUAUAGGGUUAGAGAAAUUUCCUUCGUGGGAGCACUAUAUUCAAAUCUUGAUAAAUCGGUUUGGUGCGGUAUGUGAUGAUCCAAUGGCUGACCUCAUGAAGCUUAGGCAGAAAGGAAAUGUGACUACGUACCAUGAGGAUUUUGAUGCUAUUGUUGCUCGACUGGAUUUGCCAGAAGCCCAUCAACUAAGUUGCUUUUUAGGAGGAUUGAAGAUGGAGGUACAGAUGAUGGUGAGAAUGUUUCAGCCCACCACUGUCAUGAAAGCUUUUUCCUUGGCCAAGAUGUAUGAAUCUGCCAAUAACACUAUUUCCCAGUCUAAAACCUUUUCCAAGAUCCCCACACCAUCCACAGUAUCCAAACCGCCCUUGUUACCUAACCCUCCCAAAACACCGGCCACCAAAAGUUUAACACCAGCCUAUAUGAGUGAGAGGAGAGCCAAGGGCCUAUGCUACUUUUGUGAUGAGCCAUUCACCCCUGCCCAUAGCCUAACCCACAAAAAGUUACAAAUCCAUGUUCUCGAGAUGGAGGAUACCACUGAUUCUGAUGAAGACACUCCACCAGAUACAGAACCGAGGGAAAGCAAUCAUGUGGAACCCUUGAUUUCAGUUAAUGCCUUGACUGGAGUUACUAGUUACAGAACUAUGAGAGUCACUGGUCAGUUUAAAAAGAAGCCUCUUCAUAUCCUCAUUGACAGUGGUAGCACUCAUAACUUCUUGGAUAUUCACAUGGCUAAGAAGCUAGGGUGUAAGAUUGAUAGCAUGGACCCCCUACAUGUCACUGUCGCUGAUGGUACUCGGGUACAAAUCAACAGCAUGGUUAAAAAGUUUUCUUGGCUCCUACAAAAUGCUUCUUUCAGAUCUGACAUAAUGUUGUUACCUUUGGGUUGUUGUGACAUGGUACUUGGCAUAGAGUGGUUAAUUACAUUAGGGGACAUCACUUGGAAUUUUGAGAAAUUAACAAUGGAAUUUGUUUUGCAUGGCAGGAGGCAUGUACUGGGAGGUGCUUCAUUUACAGGACUUAAGACAAUCCAGAAGCAGCAAUUGCAAAAAACCCUAUCUGCGAGAGUCCACAUAUCCAUGCUGCAAUUGUGUGACAGGGAGGAAGGAUUAUUGCUACAUUCCUUAUCCACUCAUGCUGAUUCCAUUUCUAUUCCUGACAGCAUUGACAAGUUGUUGCUGGAUUUUGAAGAUGUAUUCCAAGUACCAACUAAUCUUUCACCUAAGAGAGCAGAACAUGAUCAUAGAAUUCCAUUGAUUCAAGGCACAAACCCUGUGAAUAAAAGCCCUACAGAUUACAGAGAAUUGAAUAAAGAGACAGUGAAGAACCGGUUUCCUAUUCCUCUUGUAGAUGACCUAUUAGAUGAGUUGUAUGGUUCUAGAAUCUUUUCUAAGAUUGACCUUCGCUCUGGCUAUAACCAAGUUAGAAUGGCUAAUGAAGAUCGCCAUGGCGUGGCAGAAAUGACAGAUGUCGUUACGAAGAUGGCGUGGCAUGGCGGAAUGAUGUGGCGGCGCCAUGACGGCCGUUACAUGCAUGGUAGUAAUGGCCGGCCAUGGCAGAAAUCGUGA
Abrus precatorius (Indian licorice) is the source of this 1812-nucleotide messenger RNA. RefSeq lists its product as uncharacterized. The transcript has 4 exons. Bases 1 to 1812 code for a protein of 603 amino acids. The record is from RefSeq and is a predicted model, not a curated record. Lineage: Eukaryota; Viridiplantae; Streptophyta; Magnoliopsida; Fabales; Fabaceae.